This is a messenger RNA of Condylura cristata (star-nosed mole), 918 nucleotides long. It is a transcript of the gene MRPL18, whose product is annotated as mitochondrial ribosomal protein L18. Gene Ontology annotation, biological process: translation. The record is from RefSeq and is a predicted model, not a curated record. Gene Ontology annotation, molecular function: structural constituent of ribosome; 5S rRNA binding. The transcript has 4 exons. Bases 116 to 658 code for a protein of 180 amino acids. NCBI's taxonomy places the organism in Eukaryota, Metazoa, Chordata, Mammalia, Eulipotyphla, Talpidae. Gene Ontology annotation, cellular component: ribosome; mitochondrion.
CGGGCGACCCCAAGACCUUUCCCUGAGCUAAUAUGGCUGCGCCCAGCGCUCUGCUGGGGGGCCGGUGAGGAAGGGAGCCAGGCUGCGGGAAUCUUUGCCCGCGAAUCCACCGGAGAUGGCGCUUCGGCCGCGGUUGUGGGCGUGCUUAUCGGUUUGCAGGAACCCCGGGCUUGGGGUCGCCGCCGUGUCCACCCGCGCCAAGCCGGCGCCGAAGCCUGAAGCGAGCCCGCUGGGAAAUGAAGCUGUGGCGCCCGAGUUCACCAACCGGAACCCGCGGAACCUGGAGCUCUUAGGUGUGGCCAGGAAGGAGCGGGGCUGGGGGACUGUGUGGCCCUCCCGGGAGUUCUGGCACAGGUUGCGAGUUACAAGGACUCAGCAUCACGUUGAAGCUGUCGUCGAGCACUGGAGUGGCCAGGUGGUAGUUUCAGCGUCCACUCGUGAGUGGGCAAUUAAAAAGCACCUCUAUAGCACCAAAAAUGUGGUGGCUUGCGAGAGCAUCGGCCGGGUGCUGGCAGAGCGCUGCUUGCAGGCCGGGAUCAACUUCAUGGUCUAUCAGCCGACUCCAUGGGAAGCAGCCUCAGACUCGAUUAAACGAUUCCAGAACGCUAUGACAGAAGGGGGCGUGGUGCUGCAGGAGCCUCGGAGAAUCUAUGAAUGAAUGGGCAGCUCUGUGGCACAGCGGGGCCAGGCUGUCGCAUGGUAGAAGCAUGUCUGGGAGAGCCGUGGGGAGCCACGCUGUGAUGAUCUAACCGUGGACUGUUUUAUCCCAUGCCUUGUUUGGAUUUUUUUUAUUACAAGGGCUAAGUUUUCCCCUUCUCUUAGACCUGAAGAACUAUCUGAGAAAAGCUAUUGGUAAUAAUAGCUUUUUAAGGACAAAAUACAUGUUUAAACUAACCAAUAAAGGCAUAUUGUGAAGUC